GGUUUUGGGUUGGCUGUACUAAUUUGUGGGUCCUCUUCUUCUACUGGAAUACUCUUCACUACUAAUUGUUCAUUCUCUGUUCACCGUCUUUCUGUUGUUUUCUUUGACAUUUCCUUUUGCCCUAACCUACUACGAUUGUGAUUUUUCUUGGCACGCAAAUGGUUUAUGGGAAUUUGCUAUCUGUGACCGCGAUUUUUCUGUUUUCUGAGGUCGCUACCAUCUCCUCGCCAGGUGUUAAUGGCUAUUUGAGUCAUAUGAACAGUUAUAUCUGUUGAUCUCCAGUGCCUUCAUAUCUGAGUCAUAGUGUGUUACAGUUAAGAUGGAAAAUUGUACUUUACCGUAUUCUCUGGCUUCUGAUACCCAAAUCCCCAUCAGAAUGUUGACCAGAGGGAGACUUCCAAUGGAGAAUCACCUGGGCCGAUUCAGCUCUCUUAAGAUCCUUGAUAAUAAGCAUAGAUAUUUCGGCACAGGCCACAAAUUGAUAGUACCUCGGGUUGAAUGUUCGUCAAAUUCUCACAGUGUAAGCCCAUAUCACAAUAAAGACCCCUUUCUGGAUCUGCAUCCGGAAAUCUCAUUGCUUAGAGGAGAGGGGAACAACACAAUAAGCACCCAAAGAAAGGAUAGUUCAAGUGGAAAUGUCACUGAGAGCCUUGGCGGCACAUCCAGUUCAAGUAAUUAUAGUGAAGCUAGGAUCAAAGUGAUUGGUGUGGGAGGAGGUGGGUCGAAUGCAGUUAAUCGCAUGAUAGAGAGUUCAAUGAAGGGUGUGGAGUUCUGGAUUGUCAAUACUGAUGUUCAAGCCAUGAGAAUGUCACCUGUUUUUCCCGAGCAUCGGUUACCAAUUGGUCAAGAGCUAACCAGGGGUCUUGGUGCUGGUGGGAACCCAGAGAUUGGCAUGAAUGCUGCCAAGGAGAGUAAAGAUUCGAUAGAAGAGGCACUUCAUGGGUCAGACAUGGUCUUUGUUACGGCUGGAAUGGGGGGAGGCACUGGUACUGGUGGGGCUCCUGUUAUUGCAGGGGUUGCAAAGUCAAUGGGCAUACUGACUGUUGGAAUCGUCACAACCCCUUUCUCUUUUGAGGGGCGAAGAAGGGCAGUUCAAGCCCAGGAAGGGAUUGCAGCUUUGAGAGACAAUGUUGACACGCUCAUUGUCAUUCCGAAUGACAAAUUAUUGACUGCUGUCUCUCAGUCCACACCUGUGACAGAAGCAUUCAACCUGGCUGAUGAUAUUUUACGUCAAGGUGUUCGUGGUAUAUCUGAUAUAAUUACGAUUCCCGGACUGGUAAACGUGGACUUUGCUGAUGUGAGAGCUAUAAUGGCAAAUGCAGGAUCUUCUCUGAUGGGAAUCGGAACUGCAACUGGGAAGACAAGGGCAAGAGAUGCUGCACUAAAUGCCAUACAGUCGCCUUUACUUGAUAUUGGUAUAGAGAGGGCCACAGGAAUUGUGUGGAACAUAACUGGUGGGAGUGAUUUGACGCUGUUCGAGGUGAAUGCUGCAGCCGAGGUUAUAUAUGAUCUCGUGGAUCCAACAGCGAAUUUAAUAUUUGGAGCGGUGAUAGACCCUUCACUAAGUGGUCAAGUCAGUAUUACUCUAAUUGCCACUGGAUUCAAACGCCAAGAAGAAAAUGAAGGCAGAUCUCUUCAGGCAAGCACGCAGGGAGAUGUCACCCUUGGGAUCAAUCGGAGACCUUCCUCAUUCACUGAAGGCGGUGCUGUGGAGAUCCCUGAGUUCCUAAAGAGGAAAGGGCGUUCACGCUUUCCAAGAGCUUGAACUAGAAUCACCUCAUGCAUUUCUUCUUCACUUGUGUCUCCCUUUGCUGGGAUAUAAGACGUGCUUCUGUAGGCGGUAGUUCCACCCCAGUCUUCUGGUAAGUAAUUGUCUUUGAUAAGUUAGAUAUUGGAGUCAGGCUUGGACAAUAUACAGAAUUUCUAGUUGGUUCUUAGAUAUUGUCCCUAACCAGUCUCGGUACGCCAUCUUACCUUUCAAGCAUCACUAUAACUUUAAUAAUGUUUUCGAUUUGGGCCUCGUUUUGGUUGCUUGGAAGAAUAAACUCUAAGUCUCUUUGUACAGAGUAUGUUCAGAUAAGUGGAGAUGAAACUCAUAUGAGAGUGAUUUUGUUGUCUUUUUCUAAAA
Tripterygium wilfordii is the source of this 2128-nucleotide messenger RNA. Its product is annotated as cell division protein FtsZ homolog 2-1, chloroplastic. Gene Ontology annotation, cellular component: chloroplast; cytoplasm. The record is from RefSeq and is a predicted model, not a curated record. NCBI's taxonomy places the organism in Eukaryota, Viridiplantae, Streptophyta, Magnoliopsida, Celastrales, Celastraceae. Gene Ontology annotation, molecular function: GTPase activity; GTP binding. Bases 320 to 1765 code for a protein of 481 amino acids. The transcript is spliced from 9 exons. Gene Ontology annotation, biological process: chloroplast fission.